UUCCCUCUUUACUCUCUUUCUCUCUGCAUUUUCUCUCACUUCUGAUCUGAAUCAUCUGAUCAAGUUCAAAUUCUCGAACGAAUCGAAAAAAAUGGCUGAGACGACGUCGGAUAAAGGGGCCGCGGCAGCUCUCUUCUCUCCAUACAAGAUGGGCAAAUUCAGCCUCUCUCACAGGGUGGUUCUGGCACCAAUGACUAGAUGCAGAGCACUGAAUGAGAUUCCAAAUCAAGCCCUGGUUGAAUACUACACUCAGAGAUCAACCCCCGGCGGAUUCCUCAUCACUGAAGGCACCUUGAUCUCCCCCACAGCAGCUGGGUUUCCACAUUGCCCAGGGAUCUAUACCAAGGAACAAGUGGAGGCAUGGAAGAAAGUGGUUGAUGCUGUUCACGCCAAGGGAACCAUCAUAUUCUGUCAAUUGUGGCAUGUUGGCCGAGCAUCACACCCAGUGUAUCAACCGGAUGGGGCUGCACCGAUCUCAUCUACUAGCAAGCCCAUAUCAAACAGGGGGAGAAUACUCAUGCCAGAUGGAACACAUGUCACCUACCCCAACCCUCGACCGUUGAAAACCUCCGAGAUACCGGAGGUGGUGGGACAUUAUCGUCAGGCCGCUCUAAAUGCUAUUGAAGCUGGUUUUGAUGGCAUUGAGAUCCAUGGGGCUCACGGCUACCUCAUCGACCAAUUCCUGAAGGACGGAAUCAAUGAUCGAAUGGAUGAAUAUGGCGGAUCGCUUUCCAACCGCUGCAAAUUCAUAAUCCAAGUGCUCCAAGCUGUUGUUUCCGCGAUAGGCAUUGAUCGUGUGGGCAUCAGAAUUUCACCCGCUAUCGACCACCUUGACGCCACCGACUCUGACCCUCAAUCCCUAGGGCUCGCGGUCAUUCAAAGGCUCAACAAGCUCCAACUGGACUCGGGCUCAAAGCUUGCCUAUCUCCAUGUGACUCAGCCGCGUUACACGGCUUACGGGCAAACAGAGUCGGGUCGACACGGGAGCGCAGACGAGGAGGCGAGGCUAUUGAGGACGUGGCGAAGGGCGUAUACGGGAACUUUCAUGUGCAGCGGCGGGUUCACUCGGGAACUCGGAAUCGAAGCGGUGGAACAAGGCGAUGCCGAUUUGAUUUCCUAUGGGCGGCUUUUUCUCGCGAAUCCGGAUUUGGUCUUGCGGUUCAAACUCAAUGCUCCCCUCAACCGGUAUGUGAGGGCUACAUUCUAUACUCACGAUCCUGUUGUUGGGUACACAGACUACCCUUUUCUAAACAAAGGAAGCCAGAGCCGCCUCUAAUUUGAUGAUACCAGUAUCUUCAAGAAUAUUGAAUGUAUUGCUUGAGAAGAAAUUUUACUUAUCUAGUAGUUAAUUCCUGCUUUCGAAUUUUCUCGUUGCUUGUACUAAUCUAGACAAUCUUCUAGAAAAUAAAGCAUUGCAUUGAGUUUAUAA
Molecule: messenger RNA, 1429 nt
Organism: Rhododendron vialii
Lineage: Eukaryota; Viridiplantae; Streptophyta; Magnoliopsida; Ericales; Ericaceae
Product: 12-oxophytodienoate reductase 3
Exons: 5
Coding region: 92-1276 (394 amino acids)
Biological process (GO): jasmonic acid biosynthetic process; oxylipin biosynthetic process
Cellular component (GO): peroxisome
Molecular function (GO): oxidoreductase activity; FMN binding
Source: RefSeq, a predicted model, not a curated record